GGCCGACGAUACAAGGAAAUUCGACGGAUCAAGAUACAAAUUUGAUCAUUUUGAAUCACUGAUGGAGUCUCUGUGGAUCUACUGCGGAUUGUAACUGGUAAUUAGAUUCAGAGAACUAUAUAGAAUAGAUUUCAUACCGACAUGAUGGAGGGAGACCCAGACGGGGAUCAGAGAAUGCAGAACAAUGAAAACCUGCAUCCCUCCAAUGAAACAAAUGCCAUAUCUCAUCUCAUCAUGGCAAGUGCGAUAGUGUCACGGGAUGUGUCGACAGCUAACUCCGAUAUUGAUGUUACAAACAUUGACGACCCCCAGGUCUCACUUGCUGACAAUGUACAACACAUGGCUAGUUCGACAUCUGCGAUGGCUGCUGUCCCUCCUCAAAUCAGGCGUCACUCUGACCCUCUGGUUGGUAUGGAGAGACAUCACGUCUCUCAGUCUCCUCGACAGUCACCGCUACCGUCACGUUUCGUCACCUCUCCCUCCCUAUCUCUGUCCACCCAUAGUUCCUCCCCACCCCCGAUUAUUAUGUCUGAUCGUGAAUUCUCUCACAGUGAAGAUGGCAGCUCCUACAUAAUCACUGGCGACCUGGACGACCCGAGGAAGUAUGAACCUAUUAACAUUGACACAACAGACCAUGGCGAGGAUGCCACGUAUACCCUACCCGACUCCUCUCCAGAAAUGACAGCUUACGACAAUGGAGCAAAGGCACAGUACAAAACAUAUAAAUGUCGCCUUUGUAGCUUCACAGCGACAACCUAUACACAACUACAGCUUCAUAUGCCAAGACAUGGAGGUGUUAAGGCACUGAAAUGUCCAUUGUGUGACUACUCUACAAAUGACAAAAGUAACUUCCGUCGUCACAGAAGACUCCACAUUGGCACCAAUCCAGUGAGUGUGCUCAAGUGUGAAAAAUGUUCGUACUCCACGAUACUUCCACGUAAGUUCCGUGAGCACUACAGCCAGGUUCACAAUGAACAAAUCGGCCCAAACUAUCAAUUUCAGACCAGUCCCUAUAGACCCUCGGGGUACGACACUGCUCAAUAUAAAUACAGAUUAGGUCAUGUUGACCUAAAUCCGGGUCCCAUCCCAACAUCUACCGCCCCUCAGAGUAUGGCUGCAACCACAGCCUUGCAUUCUCUCCUGAGAGGUAUUCAUUCAACACCGGUACACUACGCUCAUCAGCCGACGCAGCCCAUUCAGGGCCAGUGUUUAGGGCAGUACCCAGGCUAUGCUGCCCCUGUUCGACGACCAGCCGAUGAAUCUCACAUGGCUUCUAACUACCUUCGAUCCAUUGUAUCGUCCAUCAUGAAUAAUCCUCAGACGGUUUCCAUGCAAACGCCAAGCAGCACCAUAUCCUCAUCAGGUUUUUACAUGGCAGCUGACCCUACACAACAGCAGCAGCAACAACAACAACAGCAGCAACAACAACAACAGCACCUACGAGUGGCACAUUCUCCGAUACAAGUGGGCAUGCAGCCACUUCAAGGUCAUGUCAAGGUAAAAAUGGAGCCUCCCGAUCACCCAGACACCCCGGAGACGGCAGACGUGUCCAGUACAGCACCUCCCCCACGACACCAGUUUUUAUCAGACCAGGAACGCCGACUGGAAUUACAUCCCUUCUCUCGGAGUUACUCGGAAGUUGAAGAUGGUGGCAUGGUCAUGGAAUGUAACGAGGUAGCAACAACUGCUGAUAUUAGACAAACAUUGUCUGCCGAUUCUGGCCCCUCUCAAAGGGGAGAUCGGUCAAGUAUAGAGCUGAGGGCCAGUGUGGACGAUACAGUGAAUACAACAGUUAAAAUGGAAAUGUCUAGUGUUGGCAUACAGUGUUCAAUACCAAUUAUCAAAACUGAGUCAAGCACCGUCAAUGACAAUCCUCAGGCUUUGUCAGCUAGUUGUGUUGAGCGCGGAGUGCAGUGUGAGAUCAUGACAACUGGACGGUGUGUGAAUCAAAGAUCUCGUUCUCUUCCAGGAGAGUCCAACUUCACAGAACAGCAAAACUUUCAGUUAACGGAGAACAGGUGUAACCAUUGUGGUAUCACUUUUGACGACGAGGUUCUCUUUUCGAUUCAUAUCGGAUGCCACAGUCACACCGAUCCGUUUGUUUGUAAUGUCUGUGGCAAACACUGCGGCAACAAAUACGGCUUUUAUUCUCAUAUAAUGAGAGGCCAUCAUUACUGACAGUGGCCUGCAGCUGUGCUGAUCCAUUUAAUAUUUUCAUCAAUUCUCAUUAAAUGGGAAUUAGCCGUGUACACAUGUAUAUGUAGUUGCAAUGCUAUAUCAUAGAGUUCGUAUUUAUGUAUAGACGUGAUCUCAUUCGAAGAUGUGCUGUUUUCACUGCCAGGUCCAUGUGAUCAGCUAAUUAAUCUGUUAUUACUGAAAAAAUUAUCUUGAGAAAUAUUUUGAUUUUCAUAUUUGUUUUGUCUUUUAAAUUUUUUUGUUUAAUGUUGUGUCAAAGACGAUCAUCUUUAAUCUACACAUAAUUUUAGUUUUCAAUUUCCAUAUCUUUUUAAUAUUCUAGUUAGAUUAAAGCUUUAUACUGUGUGUAUAUAUAUAUAUAUAUACAUGUUCAUUAUGUUGUUUGAGCUUUGAAAACUGCACCAAAUCAUUUGCCAUUUAACAGUUUCAACACAAAUUGUCCUUUGCUUUAAAAUGCUUCAGGGUCAGUGCAUGUGGCUAUAUAUGUGAAGGUUUAAACCAAAUCCUCUGCAAACAUAUCAGAUUUGCAAUUAAAUAUUUGUGACUAUUAUAGGAAUUUAUUUCUGAAAAGUAUGAAUAUUGAAAAAAAUGUAAUAUUAACCCUGGUUGCCAACACAUCCCCUUAAGGAGUGUGCACUGCAAUGCAAUUACAUAGCUUAGUUAGUUACUAGUUUACUGCCUAGAUCUGUUGCUACAUGACUUGGACUAUUGUUAAGUUCCAUCAUCUCCCUGUCUAGUACUAUAGUCAGUGAAACAGCUAUAGUUAGUUUUAUCACCUACAUGACUCUGUCUAUUGUUAGGUUUCAUCUCGAGCUCCCUGACUAUGUCAGUGCACGUGUAACGACUUUAGUUAUAAUUACUGGUUUAUGAUUUACUUGACUUGGUCGAUUUGUAGGUAUUGUCUCGCUGACGAUAGUUGUUCCGUCAGCGUCAAUUACUGUUACAAAGCAUUUGCUUGAAGAUGAUCGUUUAUGGAUGGACAUGUUUCAUGGCAUGAUUAGAAACGACACAACAUGAUACAACUGUUGUAUCUCUAAUAUGAACGGAUUUAUUUCGAACACAAAACCAACUUUGGCUAGAAAAGAUCCCUUAACAGAUUUAGAACAAAACAAAGUCUAUCAAAGAUAAUUCAGUCUAUUUUAGUAAUGUGACUCUGUUGUUUUACCUCCGAGUCAAAUUACAAAUCAUUGUAAAACAAUUUGUUUUAUCUAAGUUGAGGUGAAUUUGAUACAUUUAAAUCUGUGUGAAUCUUGUUUUAUAAUUUAUAUACAAUGGAACAUCCAGUUGACAAUUUCUCCACCUUUACCGUAACUAGCUAGACAUUCUCCAUGAUACUGCAUUAAUUACUGUAUUCAGAUAUAUCCAAAAGCUAAUUGUAUACAAGGUUUAUAUACAUUCUAUUUAAACCAAAACAAUAAUCUCCGUUAGAUUAAGAGAAAUAUUUUGAUAGGUGGAGCUGUCAACUCGACAAACAAGCAAGUCUGUGAUUAUUUGAAUUUUAAGCUGAUCAUGAGAAUUACAAAAAGGUUUCAAUGAGCUUAUAUCUAUGUACUUAUAUAUUACCAAAUAUGUAAUUUUAGCCAUGAAUAUAGAUUUCCCCUUUAUAAUCAUAUUGUGUAAUUAGUGAAAAUCUUUGUGAGGUGCUGAUCAUUUCUCCAUGAACUUAUUGCACUAAAAUAUGUUUGUGCUAUAAAGCAAGCUUCUGUUUAAAGUUUUCUGGUGCAAAUAUUACGUACACAUUCAUCAUUGAGCUUAUAUAUAUAGUGAACGACAAUUACUCUGGAAAAGUUGACAACAUCAAAUUAAAUAUCUUUAAUGUUUUCAAAAGCCAAAUAAAAACCGAUUAGAUCAGCGGAAUGGUGAAUUAACCACCAACUAUCAUUGGCAUAGAAACUAAUGUAGAUAUUUAAACUACAACUAGCACAAUUAUAAUUUAGCGGAAUGCUUCCAGGGUGGAAAACAACAAAAAUUAAAUUACUGCUAAAAUAUGUAUGUAUAUGUAUAUAUCUUAGUUUAGGAAAGUUAUAUCUACAUUUAUAGAGGUAGUUAAUUAGAACGCAACAAUGAGUCAGAUCCUGUCAGAUGAUUUUUCUGUUGGUACCUUCACAAGAGUCAGAUCUUGUCAGCAUAUUUUUCAGUUGGUGCCACCACAGGAAUCAGAUCUUUUCAGUAGAUUUUCCUGUUGGUGCCAUCACAUGGGUCGGAGCUUGUCGGUAGAUUUUUCAGUUGGUGCCACCACAGGGGUCAGAUCUUGUCAGCAUAUUUUUCAGUUGGUGCCACCACAGGAAUCAGAUCUUUUCAGUAGAUUUUCCUGUUAAUGCCAUCACAUGAGUCGGAGCUUGUCGGUAGAUUUUCCUGUUGUUUCCAUCACUAGACUUGUGUGUAGACUUUUAAUGUUACAAAUUAAAGUAUACCAAACACUUUCUCAAUUGAUGCCUGCUCUCUUUGAGAGAAAGGUUAAUUAUGCAGACUAUUUAUGUGUCAAAAUAAAUAAACGAACACAAUUAAAUGUGAAAUAAUGAAACUAAGGUAGAAUAAUAUUUUUUUUUUACUGAAACAAAAUGCUAUAAAAAAUAUUAGUCCCAAAAUGGUAUCUGAACAUUUAAUGUACUAGCUAUGAUGUGACAACUGCUUUAUUUUAUAUGUGUAAUAAAUGUUUUACAAACAUCAGAAGUCACCAUUUUCCAAUUUGAUGGCAAAACAUAUGUUAUAAUUACUGCUGAUAGAAAUAUAUAUAUACAGUAUUAGUGGUUUAAUGCUGUUUUUAUUCCUUCAACCAAAGUAUUGAAACUGUUUAUGAAUAAAAAAGAAUAUCUAUACAAAGUCUUCCUACAAAUAAUCAACUUUUAUCUUAUAAUUCUUUUUCCAUUUGUGUAUCAUAUCUUGUUUACAAUUCUGUAUCAUAUUUUUCACGUCAAUAAUUAUUUGUGAUUUUUCAUACAGUACUUUAUGGUCUCCAGCUAGCAGUCCUGACGAGACUUUUAAACUCUCAUAAAGCUUAAUAUGUUUGUCUUUGCUUCAUGGAAAAAAAAUCUCAAAAACUUUGAAUGUUUAGGACCUCAUUAAAUGACCAAAUCUUUGCUGGACAAAUGGUGUCAGGUAGUCCAAAUUGUUCCGGAGUCAUUUUAUCGACUUUUUAAAAUAGGUUGGAUGUUGAUUUACAGAUGCCAGACAAAUGUAAAGAAGAGUUGAUGAAAUAUAAGAAUAAUUUGGACUUUGUGGCAGUAUGAGGUGUUAAUGGCAUAACAUAAAUAUAUACAGAACGUUUACUGUACACAAAAUGAUGUUUGACUUGAAAUAUUGUCACAAAAAGUGUAUGAUCAUCAGUAUAUGUUAUGUGUGUUAGUAGAAUGUUAUAUUGCUCUAUAUUUAUAAAAACUGUGCAAAUUAUAUAAUUAUAUAAAUUGUGAGCAUUACCUGCCCAAAUAUAAAUUGUGUGUAUUACAUUUGUAUCUCUUUAUGUAAAAUACUUUGUUGAGUAUAUCCCCAAUAUAAAAUUGUGUGGACUAUGUUUUAUUUAAUAAGGAUCUGCCCCUUUGUAAAAUUGUGUGGAUUAUAUCCUGCAAUGUAGAAUUUUGUGAACCUAAAUAAACUGAAUUUUUAUUUUGCAAUUUGAAUUAUCCCCACAAAUGAAAUAGUAUAGGUCAACACCUAUAUAGAGUUGUAAUUGCUGAAUAUGUAAUAUUUUAGGCUGUUUGCUGUCCUUCAUAACACUUUUAUAAUGCUUUUUGUGACAGUGUUAUUAGAAUCUUGGAAGAAUGACGGUCUACCACUAGAGUAGCCUCCCUUUUGGAGAUCACUGGAGUGGUAUUCCUUUAGAGAUCACUAGAGUAGUCUCCUUUAAAGAACACUAGAGUGGUCUCCCUUUAAAGAACACUAGAGUGGUCUCCCUUUAAAGAACACUAGAGUGGUAUCCCUUUAAAGAACACUAGAGUGGUAUCCAUUUAAAGAACACUAGAGUGGUCUCCCUUUAGAGAUCGUAUGCAGAUGAGUGGGUCUGCAUGGGACAAGUUUUUUGUUUGUGUUUUGGGGGUGAGGACAUGUGCAUAGUUUUACAAAUACCUUGUAUUGUCUAUUGUUAAGAUACUGUUGGUAUAGCAUAUAGGUAAACUUAUUAUGUACAUGGUGAUGUCUCUUAAGAUUAAUUGUUUCUCUGUCAUUAAUGUUGAUUUGUCAUCUUUGUUUGAUCUCAAGUCUAACAAAGUAUACAACUUAGUAAUGAAUGUAACCGUACAGACGCAGCAUUUCUAACAGAUUGUCAUUUGUGAAAAUAUUUUUUUUUGUUUUUUUUUUUGACUGAAAGUGGUUUUAACAGAGCUUUUUGUACUACAUUACUGUAGUUGAUAAGUUUAGAAGUUUGUAGUUAGGUCAUCACCAGAUAACAAAGUUCACUAAUUUUGAUACAUGUUGUUUUAUAACUAGUGUUUUUGUGGAUCUCAAUUUCAGAUAGAAUGUUCGAUUGAUAAUGUUUAUAGGUAGAAUUCCUCAGUUUGUGCCAUAUCAUGUUUAAGCUUUUUAUGUAAAUCCAAUAUUUGCAUAAUGUAUUUGGGUAGUUUGCAAUUUUUGAAUUAAUGAAAUUUGUUAAAGCACGCAAUUAUUGUAAGAGAUCAAAAACUGUGAAGGGGAAGUGAUUGUUUUGACAGAAGAUUAUCUGUCGAGGGGAGGUAACUGUUCUUGUAUAUCAGAAUAUGACAAGGGGAGGUAACUGUUCUUGUAUAUCAGAAUUUGACAAGGGGAGGUAACUGUUCUUGUAUAUCAGUAUCUGCCAAGGGGAGGUAAAUGUUCUUGUAACUUCUUGUAUAUCAAUAUCUGUUAAAGGGAGGUAACUCUGGACUUUUUCUCAAGAAAAUUGAUGAAUACGGAAAGAUUUUUUAAGAGGUUAACUCCAAAUUUUGGGAAUUCUGCUUCAAAAUGAAAUGAUUUCAUUUGGAAUGAAGCCCAUUAACUGCCCCAAAAGUAGUAUUUGUCAAGGGGAGGUAACUGUACAAAUUAGUACCGUAUAUAUGUAAAGGGUAGGUAAAUGUUCUGACAGAGCAGCAUUUUUCAAGAGGAGAUAAUCGUUCUGACAAUCCAUUAUUCGUCUAGGGGAAUUACCUGUUCUGACAGUGCAGUAUUUGUCUAGGGGAGGUAACUUUUCAGAUACUCAGUAUCUGUCUAGGGGAGAUAACUGUUCUGACAGUUAAGUAUCUUUCUAGGGGAGGUAACUAUUCUGCAGUGUGGUAUUUGUAUAGGGGAGGAAACUGUUCAUUCAGAGCAGUAUUUUGUAUCUGUCCAUGGGAGGUACACCUGUAACUGUUUGGAGAGUCUAGUAUCUGUUCAGGGGAGGUAACUGUUCUGACAGUGGAUUAUCUUUCUAAGGGAAGUAACUCUAUUGAUAAGUAUCUGUCAAGGGGAGAUAACUCUUCUGACAGUGCAGUAUCGUUCUAAAGGAAGUAACUCUAUUGAUAAGUACCUGUCAAGGGGAGAUAACCUUUCCGAUUGGUCCGUAUCGGAGAGUAAGCUAUCUAAGCAGAACAUGUGAGGGGACAAUUGUCUUACAGAUCUGUACAUACCGAUAUGGAGCUCAAGGCAUCCAUGAAGUAGCUGUUAAUAAGCAGGGGGUGUAGUGUUCAGCCAGUAACUGUCACCACCAUAUGUACAGGUUUAUACUGGCCUGCUAUUAUUUACCAUGACACUCGGAUUGGUAUGCCUGGUAUUCUGGUACGGUGUGCAUUAUUUCCUUGUUAUUUCGGGUAAAUUUUUAUCUUGAAUUGUUCAUGUUUUUUGGUACUUAUAUAUAUAUUUGUAAUUCUACCAGAGUGAAACUGCUUAAUUAAGUUUUUUCUAAAAAUGGCGGCUAAGUGUUAUGUUAUACAUCAAGCCUAUUCUGUACAAUGGGCAGUGCCAUAGUUUUUUUUAUGAUUUUAUGAACAUGAACAUGGACUGGCCAGACCUCUGGUAUAUCUUCUAUUACUAUCGUGUACAAGUUUUAUAAUUCUAGACUGUACAUUCAUAGUUAUCUGCCCUUGUCACAUGUUUUCUUACGCACGCUCGAUUCUUCAAUGCAUUUGACAUAUCGUUUUCAGCAAAACUAGCCAAAGCUUGCUGUUUUUGUUACGUUAGGAUAUAUUUUACAUGACCGCUCAUGUUCACCACUGUCUGUAGUAGUUCCGUGACCUUACAGUAUCCUCUGUACAAUUGUACCGUAGAUAUAUAUAUAUUUUAGCUUGUGCCCAGUGUAAGUUGUCAAGACUGGUAAUUUAUUGUAGAUAUUUUAUGCAUUUUUGAUAUAAUAAACUAUAUGUCUUUUUAUAAA
This is a messenger RNA of Pecten maximus, 8491 nucleotides long. RefSeq names its product protein hunchback-like. Gene Ontology annotation, biological process: regulation of gene expression. The coding region runs from base 142 to 2178 and encodes 678 amino acids. Lineage: Eukaryota; Metazoa; Mollusca; Bivalvia; Pectinida; Pectinidae. Gene Ontology annotation, cellular component: nucleus. The record is from RefSeq and is a predicted model, not a curated record. The transcript has 3 exons.